ACGCACACACACACCCUCGCGUAUAAACGCCGUCAUCUCUCUUUAAACCCACAGUCCGUCUUUGGGCACAACAUCCUCGUCUUUCCUCAUGCGAGCACAGCUGUCAUUAGCGAUCGGACGCACCAUACGCUAUACGCGCUUAAGCACACGGUUCGGUUCGGACAUGAUACCCGCGCGGAUCCGGAGAUGAGGAUCAGAAAUGGCACCUUCCUAACAGUCUUACUAUUCGGCUUAUGUGGGCUAAUAUCGUUAUCCUGGUACACAGCAUUCAGCAAUUCAAAAGGUAAUGUAGUUGACAUUUACCAGAGGGAAUUUCUGGCUCUUAGAGACCGUCUCCACUCUGCGGAACAAGAGAACCUUAAACGCUCCAAAGAGCUCAAUCUGGUGCUGGAUGAGAUCAAGCGAGCCAUCGCUGAGAAACAAGCAUUGCGGGACAUCAACCGUACCUGGAGCAGUCUGUCGGAUGAGACCAAGCUAAAGUUGUGGAACGUGACCAGCAGUAAGAAUAUUCUGCAGCUUCCCAGCAUCUUCCAUCAUCUGCCACACCUACCUGCCAAGGAGACCAGCCUUCAGCCAGCUGUGCACAUCGGCCAGGGCCGCACAGGAGUGUCAAUAGUGAUGGGGGUGCCCAGUGUAAAGAGGGAGGUGCAUUCCUACCUGGCAGAUACACUGAAUUCACUGAUGUCAGAGUUAAGUCCAACUGAGAAAGAGGACUCAGUCAUCGUUGUCUUCAUUGCAGAGACAGAUCAACAGUAUGCAAAUGGUGUAGCUGACAACCUUAAGCGCCUGUUUCCAGGGGAGAUUCAAUCCGGGCUGCUCGAGAUAAUCUCUCCUUCCAUCCAUUUUUAUCCAGACUUCUCUCACCUCAAAGAGUCAUUUGGUGACCCUAAAGAACGAGUCAGGUGGCGGACAAAGCAAAAUUUGGAUUACAGCUUUCUGAUGAUGUAUGCCCAGACCAAAGGGACAUAUUAUGUACAGCUAGAGGAUGACAUUGUCGCACGCCCAAAUUACUUCACAACAAUGAAGAACUUUGCCCUGCAGCAGCCAUCAGAGGAGUGGAUGAUUCUUGAGUUCUCCCAGCUGGGCUUCAUUGGUAAAAUGUUUAAAUCAUUGGACUUGCCACUGAUUGUGGAGUUUAUUCUAAUGUUCUACAAAGACAAACCCAUUGAUUGGCUGCUGGACCACAUCAUGUGGGUGAAAGUGUGCAACCCAGAAAAAGAUGCGAAACAUUGUGAUAGACAGAAGGCAAACCUGCGCAUCCGCUUUAAGCCGUCUCUCUUUCAACAUGUCGGAACACACUCUUCCCUCGCUGGAAAGAUCCAGAAACUCAAGGACAAGGAUUUCGGAAAGCAGACGCUACAUAAAGGUCAUGCUAAUCCUCUAGCUGAGGUCACCACCAGUCUGAAAACCUACCAGCACUUCACGCUGGAGAAGGCCUAUCUGGGAGAAGACUUCUUUUGGGCCUUUACACCUGUGGCUGGAGACUUUAUACGCAUCCGAUUCUUUACACCUGUCCGUGUAGAGAGGUAUUUCUUCCGCAGUGGAAACAUUGAGCACCCUGGAGACAAGCUGUUCAACACAACAGUGGAGGUUCUUCCAUUCGAUAAUUUUCAGUCAGAGAAGGAGGCAUUAAAGGAGGGACGAGAGAUGAUGCCAAAGUUACAGCGCACAGAAGAUGGCUUCAUCAGAAUAGGGAAGUUUGAGAAUGGUAUAGCAGAGGGGGAGGUGGAUGCUUCCUUCGGCCCACUGGAGGCUCUGCGGCUAUCAGUUCUGACAGACUCUCCUGUAUGGGUGAUUCUCAGCGAGAUUUUUAUCAAGAAAACAGAGUGAUGGAUGUUCAACAAUACCUCAUGAUUUCAGCAGACUAACUGGUGCAGCAUGGAGUCUGCUCCGUCAGUGCCUCUACAUGAGCUCUAGUCAUGAGUUUCUAUUGCAGUAUAAAGUAAUAAUGUUAACUGCUGUUGACAAGCAGGGUAGAGAAUAUUGCCGCUAUUGGCUGCUUAGGAGCUUCCACAAAGAAAAACAGCUUGUGUGGUCAGAACUGACAUAUGAAAGACUGAUGUUGUAUUUUGUAAACUGUUUAUAUGUAAACAUGCCCAUGGCUUGUUUUAUGUAAUUACAGAUGUAAAUCCAACAAGUGCUGCUUUUGGAGAACUUAAUUUCCUAUCCUCUAUUCUCAAAGUAAAAUUUGUGUUUAUAAACUUACAAAUAAUUCUGUUAAGGUUA
Triplophysa dalaica is the source of this 2226-nucleotide messenger RNA. It is a transcript of the gene mgat4b, whose product is annotated as alpha-1,3-mannosyl-glycoprotein 4-beta-N-acetylglucosaminyltransferase B. The transcript has 15 exons. The record is from RefSeq and is a predicted model, not a curated record. Gene Ontology annotation, molecular function: acetylglucosaminyltransferase activity. Bases 187 to 1830 code for a protein of 547 amino acids. Gene Ontology annotation, cellular component: endoplasmic reticulum; Golgi stack; endoplasmic reticulum-Golgi intermediate compartment. Lineage: Eukaryota; Metazoa; Chordata; Actinopteri; Cypriniformes; Nemacheilidae. Gene Ontology annotation, biological process: protein N-linked glycosylation.